AAUGACUUAGGCAGCAGUAGUUCAAGCUAUGUUGUUUGUCGCGUGAAGACCUCUUCUACUUCGACGACUGUGGCUUCUGGUGGCUUCUGGCAACUCUUGACGGUCAUCUUCAUCUUCGCGUGUGCGGCAGGGCCCCUCAGAGUGCUGGCGUGCGGAGGUGCUGCUCGCGAUCACCUCUUCGGCCACCUCUUCGAUCACCUCUUCGAUGAUGGUUGGGUCCCUCGUCUACAUGGCGAACUUCCGCGUCCUCUGCUUCAUCGGCUUCUUCGACUUCGUCCUCUUCUCCAUCGACUUCUUCGACUUC
This is a messenger RNA of Symbiodinium sp. CCMP2456, 304 nucleotides long. NCBI's taxonomy places the organism in Eukaryota, Dinophyceae, Suessiales, Symbiodiniaceae. The record is from the annotation of a GenBank genome assembly.